UCUCCCAACGUGGAUCCGCGGCUCCCGGAGGAGCCCAGCUCCCGGAUCCCGCGCGCCUGGAGCACCUGGAGUCCGGCCGGCGGCGGCCCCCCGAGCCAGGCCAGCGGCCGCGGCGGGAGAGGCGGGAGCCGAGAGCGCGGCGGCCCGGACCGCGGGCACCGCGGGGGCCCCAGGAGCAGCGGCGGCCGCCGCCGAGAUGUCCCGGCGAAAGCAGAGCAAACCCCGGCAGAUCAAACGGCCGCUAGAAGACGCCAUUGAAGAGGAGGAAGAAGAAUGUCCAUCCGAGGCAACAGACAUCAUCUCCAAGGGGGACUUUCCAUUGGAGGAAAGCUUUUCCACAGAAUUUGGGCCUGAAAAUCUGAGCUGUGAAGAAGUGGAAUACUUUUGUAACAAAGGUGAUGAAGAAGGUGUCCAGGAGACGGCAGAGUCAGAUGGGGACACGCAGCCAGAGAAGCCGGGGCAGCCUGGAGUGGAGACAGGUGACUGGGAUGGACCAGGAGAGCUGGAGGCCUUUCAGAAAGAUGGGGAGCGGAAAAUUCAGAGUCGGCAGCAACUUCCUGUGGGAACAACGUGGGGCCCAUUCGCUGGGAAGAUGGACCUGAAUAACAACUCCUUGAAGACAAAGGCUCAGGCCCCCAUGGUGCUGACUGCUGGUCCCAAGUGGCUGCUGGAUGUGACUUGGCAAGGAGUGGAGGACAACAAAAACAACUGCAUUGUGUACAGCAAAGGGGGUCAGCUUUGGUGCACAACCACGAAGGCCAUCUCUGAGGGUGAAGAGCUAAUUGCCUUUGUGGUGGAUUUUGACUCAAGGCUCCAAGCUGCCAGUCAGAUGUCUCUUACAGAAGGGAUGUACCCUGCCCGCCUGCUGGACUCAAUUCAGUUGCUUCCUCAACAAGCCGCCAUGGCUUCUAUUUUGCCUACAGCUAUUGUCAAUAAGGAUAUAUUCCCUUGCAAGUCCUGUGGCAUCUGGUAUCGGAGUGAGCGGAACCUGCAAGCCCAUUUGAUGUACUAUUGCAGUGGGAGGCAAAGGGAAGCUGCUCCAGUGUCAGAAGAAAGCGAAGACAGUGCUGCUCAGACUUCCAGCCUGUGUCCCUUCCCACAAUGCACCAAGAGUUUCUCAAAUGCCCGAGCUCUAGAAAUGCACCUGAAUUCACACAGUGGAGUGAAAAUGGAAGAAUUCCUCCCCCCGGGUGCUAGUCUGAAAUGCACCGUCUGUAGCUACAACGCGGAUUCUGUGAUCAACUUUCACCAGCACCUGUUCUCCCAUCUCACUCAAGCUGCCUUCCGAUGCACUCACUGCCACUUCGGCUUCCAGACUCAGCGGGAGCUGCUGCAGCACCAGGAGCUGCACGUCCCUGGAGGCAAACUUCCCAGGGAAAGUGACCUGGAGCACUCCCCCAGCGGGACGGAAGACGGCUUACCGCCAGCCGCGGACUUGUUGACCAGAAGCGAACUCCCCCAGAGCCAAAAGGCCAUGCAGACUAAAGAUGCCAGCUCGGACACCGAGCUGGACAAGUGUGAGAAAAAGGCCCCGCUCUUCCUCACGAACCAGAGGCCAGAGAUCCAGCCGACCGCAAAUAAACAGAGCUUUUCUUACACGAAAAUAAAGUCUGAGCCCUCGAGCCCGAGGCUCGCCUCCUCUCCGGUGCAGCCCAAUAUCGGGCCGUCGUUCCCUGUGGGUCCCUUUCUCUCUCAGUUCGCUUUCCCCCAAGAUAUCACCAUGGUCCCUCAAGCUUCAGAGAUCCUAGCCAAGAUGUCCGAGCUGGUCCACCGGCGACUGAGGCACGGAAGCAGCAGCUACCCUCCCGUCAUUUACAGCCCCUUGAUGCCCAAGGGGGCCACCUGCUUUGAGUGCAACAUAACGUUCAACAAUCUGGAUAACUACCUAGUGCACAAAAAACACUACUGCAGCAGCCGAUGGCAGCAGAUGGCCAAGUCCCCCGAGUUCCCCGGCGUUGCGGAAAAGAUGCCUGAGGCCGUGAGUCCCAACGCUGGCCAAACCUCCCUAAACCUCCUCAACCCGGCCGCUCACGCUGCUGAUCCCGAGAACCCGCUUCUCCCAACACCCUGCCUCAGUUCCUCCACGGUGUUAGAUUUAAUUGGGCCCAGUGGGAAGAGCCACCACGACAAGGACUUCUCUGCCCAAGCCAAGAAGCUCUCCACCUCCAGUAGCAACGACGAUAAGAUGAAUGGGAAACCCGUGGAUGCAAAAAACGCCAGUGGCCCCUUAGUGGACGGGGAAAGUGACCCGAAUAAGACCACCUGUGAAGCCUGCAACAUCACCUUCAGCCGGCACGAGACGUACAUGGUCCACAAACAGUACUAUUGUGCCACCCGCCACGACCCGCCGCUCAAGCGAUCUGCCGCCAGCAAAGUGCCUGCCAUGCAGAGAACCAUGCGCACGCGCAAGCGGAGGAAGAUGUACGAGAUGUGCCUACCGGAGCAGGAACAGAGGCCGCCCCUGGUCCAGCAGCGCUUCCUCGACGUAGCCAACCUCAGCAACCCCUGCACCUCCACCCAAGAGCCCCCCGAGGGGCUAGGGGAGUGCUACCACCCGCGCUGUGAUAUCUUCCCGGGAAUCGUCUCCAAGCACUUGGACGCGUCGCUGGCCGUCCACAAGUGCGUCCCGGUUUCCAAAUGCGACGCCGCCCAUUCCAGCGCGUCCUGCCUCGAGAUGGACGUGCCCAUCGAUCUCAGCAAAAAGUGCUUGCCCCAGCCCGAGCGGGCGACCACGUCCCCCAAGAGGCUGCUGGACUACCACGAGUGCACCGUGUGCAAGAUCAGUUUCAAUAAGGUGGAGAACUACCUGGCCCACAAGCAGAACUUCUGCCCGGUCACUGCCCACCCGCGUAACGACCUGGGCCCACUCGACAGCAAGGUGUUUCCCAACCCGGAGAGCGGGCGCAGCAGCCCCGAUGUCGGCUACGACAGGGGCAUCGUCAAGUGCGAGAAGAACGGGAACCCGAAGCAGCCUUCCCCCAACGGGAACGUGUUCUCCUCGCACUUGGCCACCCUGCAGGGCCUGAAAGCCUUCAGCGAAGCCGCCCAGCUCGUGGCGACAAAAGAAGAGAGCAAACACUUGUUUCUGCCGCAAUGCCUUUACCCCGGAGCAAUCAAGAAGGCGAAGGGCGCCGACCAGCUCUCUCCGUAUUACGGGAUCAAGCCGAGCGAUUAUAUCGCUGGCUCGCUCGUCAUCCACAACGCCGCCGACAUCGAGCAAGGCCCGAAUGCAGAAAAUGAAUCUCCCAAGGGCCAGGCUUCCUCCAACGGGUGUGCCGCGCCCAAGAAGGAUGCCCUGCCUUUGCUUCCCAAGAACAGAGGCAUGGUCAUCGUCAAUGGUGGACUGAAGCCGGAGGAGAGACCCGCCGCCGCCAACCCACAGCAGGAGAACAUUGCCCAGAAUCCUCAGCAGGAGGACGGCCACAAAUCUCCCUCUUGGAUCUCGGAGAACCCGAUGGCCGCAAACGAGAACGUAUCCCCGGGAAUGCCCUCCGCGGAGGAACAGUUGUCUAGUAUAGCGAAAGGGGUGAACGGCUCCACCCAGGCUCCCACCAGCGGGAAGUACUGCCGGCUGUGUGACAUCCAGUUCAACAACCUCUCGAACUUCAUAACUCACAAGAAGUUUUACUGCUCGUCACAUGCGGCGGAACACGUCAAGUGAAAUAAACUAGCUCGCUCAGAGGCGUCAGUCCCCUGGGGUACCGUGUUUAGGACGUCGUUCUUCCCAGUCCAGAAAAAGACACACACAACGGGAACAGAAGCUGUGUGAAUUACAUCUGGGCAAUCAGGAUGGCUGAACUGAAGACUGGAGGUGUAAUUUCAUGACAGUCCAUUAGUAACGUGUAUUAUUGGUGCCAUUUUCA
This is a messenger RNA of Eptesicus fuscus (big brown bat), 3863 nucleotides long. It is a transcript of the gene ZFPM2, whose product is annotated as zinc finger protein, FOG family member 2. The record is from RefSeq and is a predicted model, not a curated record. The transcript is spliced from 8 exons. Gene Ontology annotation, biological process: cell differentiation; negative regulation of transcription by RNA polymerase II; heart development. NCBI's taxonomy places the organism in Eukaryota, Metazoa, Chordata, Mammalia, Chiroptera, Vespertilionidae. Gene Ontology annotation, cellular component: nucleus. Gene Ontology annotation, molecular function: RNA polymerase II-specific DNA-binding transcription factor binding. The coding region runs from base 197 to 3661 and encodes 1154 amino acids.